UUUCUAUUGUGCUAGUACUCACUUUUUAUACAGUAAUGAAAUAAUUUUAUUAUCGUGUUGUUAUGUUAUAUUAGUUAUCGACUUAUCGUGUUGUUAUGAUUUUUUUAUGUUGCGUUCGAUUAUAACGCAUUAUUCUGAGAGUUAUACGACUGGAGAAUUCCUGUUCUUCCCUCCUCUGUCCUGCUCUUAGCAAGCAUGACGUUGGCUGUUCUCGUCUUGUGUUGUGCCUUGUUUUCCUUUUCCGAAUCCAGCAGCUCUCCACCAUCCAAUCCCUUUCCCAACGGCAUCGACCUGAGCCAGGAUCAGCAGGAGUUCACUUUCAAGAGCAGCACCUUCAAGCUGUCCAUUCCCGGCGGACCCAGCUUCAUCCUGCCGCCUGGCUAUCAACUUCCGCCCGAUGUCAUGGCGCAACUGCAGGCGCAAGCAGCUCAAAGCAGCAGUGCGGCGCCGCCAGCGCAGGCGCUGCAACCGACGCCGUCCGCUCUGCUUCCGCCACCCGUUACCAAACCGCAGCAGAAACCUCCGAUCCCCACACCGAUUCCACAUGCAGCGCCUGCUCCGAAACCCAAACAUCCGGCCGCUACGGAGUAUUACGGGGAAAGCGGAGGAUAUGCCGGAUACGGUGUGCGUCGCUACGGCGCGGGAAACAGCAACGGACGGAAUGCGCCGCCGGCCCUGGCCAGCAAUGACUACUGAUUCCGACGGAAUUGUUUAUUAAGUUACUAGUACAGUACUUUUCUCUUUCCUUUGUGAAAUUUCUAAGGUGAGCUAUAUCCGGUGAUGCAUGUCGGAAUAAGUCUUGCUAAAAGACUAAGAUGGUCUGAAUUUCUAAUCCAAUGCAUUAACGCAAGUAAAGAAUUUUUUGCCAAAUACUAUGUUGACAAAUAAAUGGAAAUA
Messenger RNA from Paramacrobiotus metropolitanus, 897 nucleotides. RefSeq names its product cyclin-dependent kinase inhibitor 1C-like. Bases 196 to 696 code for a protein of 166 amino acids. The record is from RefSeq and is a predicted model, not a curated record. The transcript has 2 exons. NCBI's taxonomy places the organism in Eukaryota, Metazoa, Tardigrada, Eutardigrada, Parachela, Macrobiotidae.